Messenger RNA from Prunus mume (Japanese apricot), 1323 nucleotides. The record is from RefSeq and is a predicted model, not a curated record. NCBI's taxonomy places the organism in Eukaryota, Viridiplantae, Streptophyta, Magnoliopsida, Rosales, Rosaceae.
UCUAGAGAGGUAAUGCUAAGCACGUUGGUACACGCUCCCACCGUGUGUUCUCCCUCCGGUUCGUCUUCCAACCCUUUGUCCAAGCACAUCGCCACACGCGCCUCCAUGGCCACCGCCUCAGCUCGUAGCUCAGCUCGAAUAGCAAUUGUCGGCGACGUCCAUGAUCAGUGGAAUCUAGAAGAAGAUACGAAGGCACUUGAACUGCUGCAGGUGAUUUUGGUGAAGAGAGCGUUGAACUCGUUCAGAGCGUUGCAGAGCUCGGAUUUGCUAAAGCAGUUAUUCUGGGAAACCAUGAUGCCUGGCAUACAAAACAGUUUUCUGGAAAGAAAAAAGAUGGCGUUCAACUUCAGCUAGAAUGGGAACCAAAAGAAGCUCAAAUUUGGUCAGAGGAGAGAUUUUAGUUUGACAUGAGAUGAUAUCGCUAGUAAACCAGGCUGAAAUGGACAUUAAUGAACAAAAUCAGUCUCGGUGAGGAGCAUGUAGCUUAUCGGUGUUUGGACUUUCCUGUGGUAAAACUGAGCGUUGUUGGUGGGCGACCGUUUUCUUGUGGGGGACAGCAGUUGUUUCGGCCAAAGCUUCUGUCUGCGAGGUAUGGGGUCCAAGACAUGGAUGGAAGUGCUAAGAGAAUAUGCAAAGCAGCUUUGGGUGCUCCAGAGGACCAUUUAGUCAUACUUCUUGCACAUAAUGGCCCCACAGGUCUUGGUUCUAACUUGGAUGACAUAUGCGGAAAAGAUUGGGUGUAUGGAGGCGGAGAUCAUGGUGACCCAGAUCUAGCACAAGCCCUGUCCUUCUUAAAAGAGACCGGAAAAAUCUGUGGUCCAUUGGUAGUGUUUGGUCACAUGCAUAAACAGCUAGCAGAUGGAAAUGGUCUUCGGAAAAUGAUAGUGGUUGGAGCUGACAACACUAUAUACCUGAAUGGGGCCAUUGUUCCGAGGGUUAAGAGACUAAAUGAUGAAUUUGUGAAUAAAGAACCCCAUCUUUCAACACCAGAGUCCUGUGGCACCAUCCGUGCCUUCACUAUAGUGGAGAUUGUGGACGGAGCAGUAGAUAAAAUUGUUGAAAGUUGGGUUUCAGUUGUCGGCGAUAGAAUCGCAUUGGAAGAGGAGCACAUGUUAUUCAACAGCGCCCAUUAGAUUUCUCUGGUUUUGAUUUUAGUAUCAUCCAUAUUUGUAUGUAUGGAAGUACGUUAUCUGUCCACAAUAUCCUGAGGUAAAGGAAAAUAGUUGUUUAACCCUGUUGGAUGUAUAUGCUAUUAGGUUUCCAAACAAAACAAAUCAAGUUUGUAUGAACAUGAAACUCAUUUCUAUAAAAUCUUACUUAUGU